Uloborus diversus is the source of this 4677-nucleotide messenger RNA. Its product is annotated as cell adhesion molecule Dscam2-like. The record is from RefSeq and is a predicted model, not a curated record. NCBI's taxonomy places the organism in Eukaryota, Metazoa, Arthropoda, Arachnida, Araneae, Uloboridae. The transcript is spliced from 27 exons. Gene Ontology annotation, molecular function: protein binding.
AUGUAUAGUUUAGAAUCAGUAGACUUUUAUUUUGCAAUAUGUUACGUCAUAACUCAUACUGAACCAGGAGUUAAAUCAGAAAGUAUCCUCAGUGCUCCCGUAUUUAUUGAAGAACCACCCAAUCGAGUUGACUUCUCCAACUCAAGUGGAUCAGAAAUAAACUGUAAAGCAGAUGGGAGACCUCUCCCAUCUGCACGAUGGGUGAAUCAAAAUGGUGACGUUUUACAAGAUCUUCCCAGGCUAAGAUAUACACGCCAAGAUGGAACUCUUGUGUUUCACCCAUUUGCUACGGAAGAUUACAGAGCGGACAUACAUGCUGCUGUCUAUAGAUGUGUUGUGUCCAAUGUUGUCGGAGUAAUAGGAAGUAGAGAUGUUCAUGUCAGAGCAGUUGUGUUGCAACACUACGAUAUUCGUCUCUCAGAUGAGUUUGUUCUCAGAGGCAAUAUGGGUGUGCUUCGAUGUCCUGUUCCGAGCUUCAUUAGUGAUCACGUAGAAGUUAUAUCAUGGGAAAGAAUUGACGGAUUCCUUAUAACUCCAGGGAUCAUUAGCGCGAAGUAUGGAAUGCUUGAAAGUGGAGAUCUUUACAUAAGGGACACAAAUGAGCAUGAUGGAUCUUACAGUUUUCGAUGUCAUACUGAAAAUGUUGUAUCGAAAGAGAAGAAAGUUAGCACAAACUAUUCUAAAAUUAUUGUCACAGAGCCACAUCACAAACAGCCACCGAGAAUAAUAAAGAGAUUGACUCGUAUAUCUGUCCCUGUGGGUGGCAGAGCAACAUUGCCAUGCAUUGCUCAAGCGUUUCCUGUUCCAAUUUAUCGGUGGUUUAGAAGUAGAGAUCAAAGACACUUGCCGGACCAUACCAUCUCUGUUAGUCAAGAGGGAGGAAUUCUCAUAUUUCAUAAGGUAGUGCCGAGCGACAGUGGACGAUAUGUGUGUCAUGUGACUAAUAUUAUGGGAGAAGAUAAGCUAGAGACGGAGCUUAUUGUUGAAGAGCCUUAUCGGGUAACAAUUACACCUUCAGAAAUUCGAUCUGACGUAGGUAAAUCUGCAACAUUUAACUGCUCGGUUCUUGGAAGUGCAUUCGAGAAAAUACUGUGGAGGAAAGAUAUGGUAAUCCUUCACUCAAGUUCAGUGGUAUCUUUUCCAAAUCCGUUUUUGCUACAAAUCAGAAAAAUUAACCGACAUGACUCUGGAAUGUAUCAGUGCUUUGUUGAAAGGGAGUAUCAUUCUGCUCAAGCAUCAGCCAGGCUAAUAAUUGGAGAUUUACAUCCCACCCUAAAAUCCGUAUUUCCAAGCAAAAUUGUCAGAUCAGGGAGAUAUAUCUCCCUCACCUGCACAGCGGCUGGUCAUCCCGAUCCAAUAAUUCGUUGGAGUUUGGACAGAAUCUGGCCGUUAUCAACGAGACAUGGCGUCUUCAUAAGCUCAUACCAAACGAGCAAUGGCGACACAGUCAGCUCCGUCAAUUUCACCUCAGUGGAUGUCACGGAUAGUGGUGUUUAUUCCUGCGAGGCAUCUAACGAGGCCGGAAUGGUUAUUUACUCUAACAGACUGAAUGUCUUUGGGCCAUUAUUCAUCAGAGCAGCUGAUAACCUGACAGCUAUUUCUGGUGAGACGUUUACAGUUUCCUGCCCGUUUGGAGGAUAUCCUUAUGAUAAAGUUUUGUGGAAGAAGAGUGAUCGUAUACUUCCUGCAAACCAACGACAAACUGUUUUUCCUAACGGUACGCUAAUUAUUACCGAAAUGCAGCCAGGUGUUGAUGACGGCAUUUAUUCUUGCGAAGUCAGUUCCGAACAAGGAGGCAAUCCAGUAUCACGAUCAUUCCGCUUUGUUAUUAGAACCAAGCCGAAGGUUUCAAGAUUUAACUUUCAAGAUAAUCUCCAUGAAGGAAUGAGGACAGCUGUAACUUGUAUAGUUGUAGCCGGGGAUGGUCCUUUGACAACGAGGUGGCUAAAAGACGGAUUCCCAUUGGAUGCUAAGUACUUAGACGCAACGGUAAUCCCUGCUGAAGAAGGAUUUGUGUCUACAGUCACAAUAAGGUCACUGGGGAGUAAGCACAACGGAAAUUAUACCUGCCUCGCAACAAAUGAUGUUGCUACCAGUUCAUAUAGUGCAGUAUUAACCGUUAAAGUUCCACCCCGUUGGAUUCUAGAACCUAGUGACACGUCUGCGGUGGCGGGUCGAUCAGCGACAAUUGAUUGCCAAGCGGAAGGAGUGCCACAACCACACGUGCGUUGGAAAUUAGCUACAGAUCAUCCAUCUGACAAGUUUAAGACAAUUGUAAGUAGUUCUCACGUUCAUAUUCUUGUAAAUGGAUCACUUCACUUUCGCAGUGUGGAAAAUGCAGAUUCUGGCUACUAUUUGUGUGAAGCAAACAACGGAGUAGGAUCUGGUGUUAGUUCUGUUGUCCGACUAACAGUCUAUAGUUCACCGCACUUUCAUUCGAAGUUCAUUGUUUUAAGUAAUAGACGAGGUGAAAAGGCUUCUAUUGACUGUUCUCCACAGGGCGACAGACCAUUAAAAAUUUUAUGGGCGAAAAAUGGUCAAACAUUAGACAUGGAAAACGAUCCAAGGUAUGUGUUUUGAAUCAAAAUGCCGGAGUUAGAAGAAACAGGACUUAAAGCUACGUUAUUUAUCGAUAAAGUAGAAAGAAAGGACUCGGCUCUUUUCACGUGUACAGCCUCAAAUGAAUUUGGUGAAGACACGUUAAGUAUACAGCUUACUGUGAAAGAUAUACCCGAUGCUCCACAAAAUUUAGAAGUCCAUGACGUGACCAGCAGAACGGUCAGAUUAACCUGGGAUCGACCAUUUGACGGAAAUUCGCCGAUCACUCAGUAUAUUGUGAUGUGGAGGCAAACAGAAGGAAAUGUAAUAGGAGGUCCUCUCAACAUUCACGGAAGUGAAAGUGCCAUCAUUGUUCGUGGUUUAAGGGCAAACACCAGGUAUUUCUUCAGAGUAAAGUGCCGAAACAUAUUAGGAGAAAGCCAGUUUGGUGCUGAAGUAGCUGUAACCACUUUGGAAGAACCGCCACGAUAUCCUCCGAGAUUUUUGGAAGUGAUACCAAUGUCUUCAAAAAGUGUGAACAUCACCUGGCAGCAACCAAUGUCAGAAGAAAAUGAAUCAUCGGUCAUUGAAGGAUAUUACGUUGGAUACAAACUUGCCUCAAGUACCGAUCCAUACACGUUCAUAGCAGUUCAAUUAAACAGCCCUCAAAAGGGAUUACAGUUUCACGAGCUUUAUAAUCUCUACAGGUUUACCGAAUACAGUUUUGUUGUUCAAGCAUUCAACAAGCGAGGAGCUGGACCACCCUCCCAGUCCGUAAAUAUCCGAACUUUAGAAUAUGAUCUACCGACUCCACCUUUUAUUAAAUCCUACUAUGCAACAUCAACAUCCAUUAAAGUGGUUUGGGAAACGCAAGUCUCACCAAAUGCUCCUGUAACUGGUUUUGUCUUGAGUCACAGGACAGACGAAGAAUCCUGGCAAGAAACUCAUAUAGGAGGAGAUAAGUCGAUGCAUGUACUUCAUGACCUAGUAUGCGGCAUCAAGUACUAUAUGCAUCUAGCAGCUGUAAAUAUUGUUGGUCGAGGAAAUAGAAGUGAAACAAUAUCUCUUAAAACUACUGGAAGUGCACCUUUAGCUCCAGACAAGAGACAUCUAUUAUCAGUCAACUCAACUACCGCCAUCAUCAACCUCAAUGCGUGGCACAGUGGCGGAUGCCCAAUGCGUUUCUUCAUCAUACAAUAUAAACUCAGUGGACAUCAAGAAUGGAAGCUUGUUAGCAACAAUAUUAACCCAGAACAGCAGGUUGUGACACUUGCUGAUUUGAUUCCAGGAACUUGGUACUCUCUUUUGAUGACAGCUCGAAAUGAUGCUGGAUCGACAGACGCAGAAUAUGUUUUUGCUACGUUAACAGCUACAGGAGAGCUUCCACUUCGACCAUCAGAGCACAGUGAUGUGGGGUCCUCCUUAUACAAACAUCUAACAAUCACUAUUCCACUUGUUUGCUCAUCAGUCGUUUUGGUCGUCGUAAUAUGUAUACUGCUCAUAGUCACGAAACGAAGAAGUUCAACUCCACGUCUCCGAAAUCCCGAUGGAGCAGAAAAUAGUGACAGUAUCAAACAAGACAGUAUUGCAUUGACAGCCCCUUAUGAUAUACGACAGGAGCCCGCCUAUUUUUCUUCUCACUAUUCAACAGGCAGAGGUCAAAGUUACGAGAGAAAUAUUGGCAUGCAUCCGAAUGUACGAAAUGUUCCCAACACUGGUACUUUUGGCAGUACGAGGAACUAUUCCUGUGAUACACCAAGAAAGUGCCAAAAAGGUGAACCUAUCUAUGAAACACCUACAAUAUAUUUUUCUGCUUGCCAUCAAACAAGUAAUGGAUUGCGCUCAUGUCAUGAUAUAGACAUUUACGAAAUUCCAGAUAGAAGUAGGAUGAACCUAUACGAUGAAAAAUUUCACAGAGAAGCUGCUGACGGCAAUUCUAGCACUGAAUCGGAUAAUGAAGAAUUAUUGUGCACUUUACUAUCAACAGAUGACGUCCUUCCACGAGAAGAUGCCAGAGAAUCAGAAACUGAAUGUGAUCGCUUAUUUGUACUCAUGACUGAAGCCAAAGAACCUAAAACUCCAGCUAUGAAGCAAUACUUUGCAGCUUUAACCCAAGUAUUAUUAUCUGAAGAAACUUGA